AUGGGAAACAUUUGCUGCCUUGGGCGGGAGAAGCCCAGCUUCGAGGCAUCGUCAAACACCGCCCUCCCUGCCCGGAGCGUGGAGAACGUCGUGCUGCUCCGGCGACCUGCGCCUCCACAGCCGCCAGGCCUCAAAGAGGCACUGGCUUCGGAGACAGCGUGCAAAGGCACCACCGGCGAAUCAGAGAAGCCUGACCUCAAAGAGGCACUGGCUUCAGAGACAGCAAGCAAAAGUACCACCGACGAAGCAGAAAAGACAGCACGGACAUCUGUGAGCACUGAAGCAGAAACGCCAGAUCUCAAAGAAGCAGCGGCUUCAGUGUCUGACCAGAAGGCCCUCGCGGAGCCAAAUGCAAAGGCGCUCACCCAAGAGGCCCUGGAUGAGGUUUUCUCUACCCAGGCGCUCUUCUUCGUCCGGGGCCUCAUGUCCAAAGGCCAGCGCUCCGGCGAGGAGAGGGAGUGGGCGGCAUUCGGCGACGCGGGCCCGUUCCAGCCCGACAUGAUCUCCUGCCAGAAGGGAGACAAGGGGAAGGCCUCGGAGCCCAAUCAGGACAACUUCUCAAUCACUCGGUUGUCCAACGGAUACUCCCUGGCCGUCAUUUGCGACGGUCACGGAAAGAAAGGCCACCAGGCUGCCACCAGAGCAGCCCAGUCCAUCCCUUUCUUUGUCAUGCAGCUCGCCCUUGACGGGGAGCAGGUGGAGGAGGCCAUCCUGGAGAAGGCGUUGAUCAGUGCCUUCGAGAAGGCUGACGAAGACCUGCAGCAGCAUGCGGCGUAUGCGGAGAGUGGCUGCACAGCGGUGGCAGCAUUGUGGACGGGCCGCAAAGUGUGGACUGCCCAUACUGGAGACAGCCGUUGUCUCCUUUUGAAGGACCAGCAAGUGAUCUUCUCGACAGAAGAUCAUAAGCCCAGCUGCGUGCAGGAAAGACGACGCGUGGAGGAGAGCGGCGGCGAGGUGCGCUCGCUGAGCUCGGAUGACGUGCCUCGCGUCUUCUUCCCGGGCCAGAUUCGGCCAGGCCUUGCGAUGACCAGGGCUCUGGGCGACAACAGCGCGAAGGGCUGCGGUAUCAUUGCAACGCCGCAGGUGCACCACACCUGCAUGGACAUGGGCCAGGCCGCGAUUGUCCUUGCCAGUGAUGGUGUUUGGGAGGUCGUGCAGGACCACGAAGUGCCGGCGCUGGUCUGCGAAAGUUUCGACACGGCGAAGCUGCAGUCGGAAGCUUUGACGCGUUGGGCAUCGCUCACUGGUGGACAAUAUCGUGAUGAUGUUACUAGCAUCGUCGUCCCGCUCAUUUGA
Molecule: messenger RNA, 1296 nt
Organism: Symbiodinium natans
Lineage: Eukaryota; Dinophyceae; Suessiales; Symbiodiniaceae
Source: the annotation of a GenBank genome assembly